AUGGAAAUUGAAAAUAUGAAAAUAUAAUACGAAGAACUUAAUAAAAAGAAAAGAAGAAAAAAUUCAGAGAUUAAAAAAUUACAUGUUUGUUAGCAUUGCCUCAAAACUUAUGGGUAUUAAAUUUAUAAGUAAUAAAUAGGACAUAUGGAGCUAAAUAUAAGCAUAUUAAAAUUAAACAUUAAGAAUGA
Paramecium pentaurelia is the source of this 188-nucleotide messenger RNA. Lineage: Eukaryota; Ciliophora; Oligohymenophorea; Peniculida; Parameciidae. The record is from the annotation of a GenBank genome assembly.